Molecule: messenger RNA, 1315 nt
Organism: Diabrotica virgifera virgifera (western corn rootworm)
Lineage: Eukaryota; Metazoa; Arthropoda; Insecta; Coleoptera; Chrysomelidae
Exons: 3
Coding region: 308-1267 (319 amino acids)
Source: RefSeq, a predicted model, not a curated record
CAAUAGUAUCACUUGUAAUUCAAUACAUAAUUCAACAGCCCCCUCAUUAUAACAGUUUUUAUUAUUUUAAAGUACAUAACAGUUAGGUUAGGUUACAGGUUUUGAGGAAAUUACCUAAAUAAUUAUUUUAAGUGUUAAGAAAAUUGAAUAAUUGUUUUAAGCGCAAUGUGGUUCACUAGGAAACAAGGAAAAUAUAUGAUGAUUAUAUGCAAGAGUAGAUAUAUGUCUACAGUCUAAAUUGUGUAAAAUCUGCUAUAUAAGACGAUUAAAAUUAGGCUAAAAUCGCCCCUAAACAAACAAGUUUACCAUGGCGGAGACAUUUGAUAUUGCCAAAGUUGAAGAAGAUCCCUUUGCAGACGUGAACAAUAUGACUGCCUUUUACGACGAAAUACAAAAAACUUAUGACAUCCUUCAUUACACAGCAUAUUUUACUGACACAAUAAAAUUAAUAAUAUGCAUUCUAUCCAUAGUAGCUGACUUCUGCAUAAUUACAAUCAUUCUAAAGAAUCCAAAACUGAAAACAAUAACCAAUAUAUACAUUCUUCAUUAUUCAAUAUGGCGCAUAGUAUUUAUGUCCUUUUUUCCAAUGUUUUAUGGAUUUUUGGAUCUAGUGGAUUUGGCUGAUAGUAUUCCGAUGAUUGUCUUCUGGAUUUUUGUGGAAAUGAAUGAUUUAUCCAUUGCAGUGAUAUUUCUGUUUGGUUUGUUUCUUGCUUUGGACUGGUUUUUAAAUAUUCACAGUCCAAACUUCGUAAAAUCGUCUGCACUCUUUAACAAAUAUGCUAUAUAUUUAAUUUAUGUAGUUGCCGCUUUAGUUUUUACUCUUGUUCAUUUUGUUGGAAUGGUCAUUCUUGAUGGACUUUAUAUUGUUGUAGCGUUGUCUCUUUCCGUGUUCAACUUUCUAGACUACAGAAAUCCAAAAAACGAAAAUAACCUCAAAAAUUAUGGACUGGUACCUUCAAAUAUCAUUAUAUUCUUUUGGUUACCUAUUUUUGCAUUCGAACACUUUCUGACCUGGUCCUAUGGACAUGUAACUUUGUACAGUAUAUUGAUAUUUACAAUAUUUUUAGCUGAAUGGUUUUCUCUCAGUAUGUCUUUAGUUUUAUUUAUAACUUUAAUUAAGAUGGAUAGAAAUAUAGAAAUCGCGAUGCAUAACAUAUUUAAUCGAAGAAAUAGAAGAUCCAGGGAUGACGUGGAGAUCCUUGAAGAAGCUGAAAUUGAAGACGUUCCAAAUAGUGUUGCUACUGAGAGUAAUAGCGUAUAUGUAUAAAAGAUUUUUUUAUUCUUAUGUUGUAAAAUAUAAACUUAUUUUGUUGUA